Molecule: messenger RNA, 1143 nt
Organism: Nerophis lumbriciformis (worm pipefish)
Lineage: Eukaryota; Metazoa; Chordata; Actinopteri; Syngnathiformes; Syngnathidae
Source: RefSeq, a predicted model, not a curated record
AUGGCCGGACUCUCGCCGGCGGAAAUUGCGAUCCCGAUUCGUAGCGUGCUCGGACGCUAUCGAAACGUCACCGUGCUCAUGGCCAAGGUCGACGAAAUCAAUCUCGAUGAACGGCGCAUCGAACUCGACGACGGAAGCGAACUUCUCUACGACCGCCUCAUCUUCGCGGUGGGUGCACGGACGCACUACUUCGGCCACGACGACUGGGCCCAAGACGCGCCCGGACUCAAGACGAUCGACGACGCCGUGGAGAUCCGCCGCCGCGUCCUCACCGCCUUCGAGCGUGCGGAACGAACGCACGACGAAGCCGAGCGACGACGCCUCACCACGUUCGUCGUGAUCGGCGGCGGGCCGACCGGUGUCGAGGUCGCGGGAGCACUAGCUGAACUCGCGCACCGCGUGUUGUCCAAGGACUUUCGACGCGUGGUGAUGAACGACGUCCGCGUGAUCUUGGUGGAAGGCGCGGAGCAGAUUCUUGCCGGCUUCGAUGAUGAUUUGCGUGCAAGCGCGUGCGAACAACUCGAGGAACUCGGCGUCGAAAUCAUGUGCGGCGAUCACGUCACCGCGAUUGACGAGGAAGGUGUGGUCGUCGGUCAGCUUCGUAUCAAAUCUCACUGUGUCGUUUGGGGCGCGGGCGUCGCACCGAAUCCGUUGGCCGCCAAACUCGACACGCCCAAGGACAACCGCGGCCGCAUUAUCGUGGAAUCGGACUGCGCCCUAACGUAUCGACCCGAGGCCUUCGCGAUCGGUGAUGUCGCGCGUUUCGAAACCCCGGACGGCGCUGUUCUCCCGGGCGUGAGUCCCGUCGCGAUGCAACAGGCACGUUACGUCGCGGACGUGAUCGUGCGCGGCACGCCGAAGGCCGACCGUCGACCGUUCGAGUAUCUCGACAAGGGGAUGAUGGCCACGAUCGGACGCUCUCGUGCGGUCGCCGAAAGUGGACCGCUAAAGCUCACCGGUUUGUUCGCGUGGCUCGCGUGGUUGUUCAUUCACAUCUGGUAUUUGGUGGGCUUCAAGAACCGAAUCUUCGUCUUGAUGCAGUGGGUCUUUUCGUAUGUCGUCUACCGCCGAGGCGCGCGCUUGAUCACAGGUUCGGCACGCGGCGAAGAAAGCCCUUCGGGUUCAUCGUCCACGGAGCGUUGA